Rhodamnia argentea is the source of this 1161-nucleotide messenger RNA. RefSeq names its product elongation factor P. The record is from RefSeq and is a predicted model, not a curated record. The transcript is spliced from 11 exons. Gene Ontology annotation, cellular component: cytoplasm. Bases 62 to 814 code for a protein of 250 amino acids. Gene Ontology annotation, biological process: translational elongation; peptide biosynthetic process. Lineage: Eukaryota; Viridiplantae; Streptophyta; Magnoliopsida; Myrtales; Myrtaceae. Gene Ontology annotation, molecular function: translation elongation factor activity.
AACAACGGCUCCCACGAGAAGCAGGCACCGAGAGAGUGCGUCUCGCUGCUUGGAGCGCUCCAUGAACGCAUCGUUCGCGAGCAAGAGGCUCUCUCGAGCUCUGCUCGUCGCUGCUGCCCCCGCUCGCCGCUCGGCGGCGGCUACCGCACCGUCGCUCUCGCGCCCGCCGUCUUCGUCCGCUCCCGAGAGCGAUGGCACGACCAGUUCUCUCUUUCACUCCCCAUGGUCCGUCCUCCAGCAACGCGGCGUCAAAGUCCGCGGAUCCGACGUAAGGCCUGGCAAUGUUGUUGAAAGAAAAGGUCGUCUCUACGAGGUUGUGAAAGCUGAUCAUAACCAACAGGGCCGAGGAUCUGCCAUGAUACAGGUGGAGCUCCGUGAUGUUGAGAGUGGAAAUAAAGUGAAUGCACGGUUUAAUACAGAUGAAUCUGUGGAAAAGAUAUUUGUCGAGGAGAAGUCCUUCACAUGCAUGUGCACGAUGGGGGAUGAAGUUGCCUUGAUAGACCCUCAGACAUUUGAGCAAGUGGACGUGAAAAGGGAUUUGUUUGGAAAAUCUGGUGUUUACCUGAAAGAGGAAAUGAAGGUCAUGUUGCGGUUCUUUGACGAUAGACCGUUGUCAGGAUCAGUUCCCAAGCGUGUGAUAUGCACUGUUGUGGAUACUCCACCUCCUUUGAAAGGGGUUUCAGCUGCACCUGCGGAGAAAAGGGCUUUACUGGACAAUGGUCUGACGGUGAAAGUACCAGCUUUCAUUGAAGGUGGUGAAGCUAUACUUGUCAAUACAGAGGAGGACUCUUAUAUGAGCAGGGCAAAGGAAUGAUUGCAAGAUAUUGGAGGUUACAGUUCUUGGCUGUCUCCAAAUAAGAUUGAAGCAAACUCUUUUUGAGAUAGUGAAAGAAGGCCAACGAAGAUGUUUUGGGAAUUAACUUCUCUAUUGACACAGAUCCGGUUCAGAGUUGAUGACGCAGUCUUGUGGAUUUAAUUGUUUGUUCAAUUGACCUGUCCGUCUUUUUAGGUAUCCAGUGUUAUUCAAGUUCAGGAAUGGUGCUUUUCUUGAUGAUAACUUAUGCUUGAAACAUUUGCCUGAAGAGCAUGAAACAUGAUCUCUAUGAGAUCUAACUGGAGAACAGGUGUGCUACUGCAUAACAUGAAGUGAUCCUUACUGUU